Molecule: messenger RNA, 2193 nt
Organism: Epinephelus moara (kelp grouper)
Lineage: Eukaryota; Metazoa; Chordata; Actinopteri; Perciformes; Serranidae
Gene: suds3
Product: SDS3 homolog, SIN3A corepressor complex component
Exons: 12
Coding region: 436-1305 (289 amino acids)
Biological process (GO): negative regulation of transcription by RNA polymerase II
Cellular component (GO): Sin3-type complex
Molecular function (GO): histone deacetylase binding
Source: RefSeq, a predicted model, not a curated record
ACAUCGCACUAGCUGUGAACAUGUUAGCUUCGCCCUGAGAGAGUUUCCGAUGGACUGACAGCACGGCCAAGUUAGCCGGGGAUCGUUUAUGAUUAAUCUCACCAUGCGGCAAAAGGCUUGACACUUGGAUUACCAGCUGUAUUUCGGUUGCUAGUUAUGUUAAUAUCAUUGGAUUACAUGUACAAGCAUUAGCUUUGCAUGGCUAAACUUUUCUAGCUGUCGAUCCGAGCAUGUCAGUGUGUGAUCUUACAUGGCAAACUUGCCCUGGUGUCCUCUUCUAACAAACCGGAGGGCAUUCCCAGGCAGGGUGUUCACCAUUACCUUACCGGUGCCACGCACGUCCUUUGAUCUGUGCAGAUCUCUGCUGUCAGUCUGUCUGUGGACCCAACUUACUUGCAUCAAGUUUGUGAUGUAGAAAAACUACAUACUUAUCUCAUGGAGCAUGCUGAAAUGAUCACACACACGGAAGAUGCCAGUGAAACAGACCUUGCCAAGCACGACGAGGAUGACUAUGUUGAAAUCAAAGAGCAGAUGUACCAAGACAAACUGGCCUCCCUGAAAAGACAGUUGCAGCAAUUACAAGAAGGUACGCUGCAGGAGUAUCAGAAGAGGAUGAAGAAGCUGGACCAGCAGUACAAAGAGAGACUCCGAAAUGCAGAUCUGUUUCUCCAGCUUGAGACAGAGCAGGUGGAGAGGAACUACAUCAAGGAGAAGAAGGCAGCUGUGAAGGAGUUUGACGAUAAAAAGGUGGAACUGAAGGAAAAUCUAAUUGCAGAGCUGGAGGAGAAGAAGAAAAUGAUCGAGAACGAAAAAUUAACAAUGGAGCUGACGGGCGACUCGAUGGAGGUAAAACCUAUCAUGACUCGGAAGCUGAGGAGACGGCCCAACGAUCCGGUCCCAAUACCAGACAAACGGAGAAAACCUGCGCCAGCUCAGCUAAAUUAUUUGUUAACAGACGAACAGAUAAUGGAAGAUCUAAGAACACUUAAUAAGCUUAAAUCACCAAAACGGCCAGUGUCUCCAUCGUCUCCAGAGCACGUCCCCUCUGCUCCCAUGGAAAGCCCCUCCCAGCGUUACGAGGCCCGCAUUGAAGAGGGGAAACUUUACUACGACAAAAGAUGGUACCAUAAGAGCCAGGCCAUCUACUUGGAGUCAAAGGACAACACAAAGAUUAGCUGUGUCAUCAGCUCGGUGGGGACCAAUGAGAUUUGGGUGAGGAAGACGAGUGACAGUACGAAGAUGAGGAUCUACCUGGGACAGCUGCAGAGAGGAGCGUUUGUCAUCCGUCGACGGUCGGCUGCGUGAAACAUUACUCCCCCACCCAACCCCCAUCUGUUCAUUUAUCCAUCCAUCCACCCGCUCGUUCAGCCCGUUUCCCUACUUGGUGCAUCUUAGUUGAGUUUGAUAUGUGGCCUCUUACUCUUCAUCAUAUGCACUACCCCCCAUUACAUAAGCAUACACACACACACUGUCUUCCAUGGCCGAGAAUAUCUCAUCAGAUUUUAUCUGUUUUCCCACAUAAACCAAAUGGAGUACAGUGAAAGGGGUCAUAUACGCAACUGACUGUUUUCCAGCAUUAUUUGUCACUAUGUGGCACGUGUGUGAAGGCGGUUAGUGGUCAUAAACGAGCCUGCUUUGUUUUUUGUCUCAUGCUGUCAACACAAAUCUUUUCUACACCAUGCAGUCGUAUUUACAUUUAUCAUUAAGUUAUUUUCCCUUAGCAGCCUCACGUUGUCCCACAGAAACUGUCUGUUGCCUUUGAGACUGUGUCACUGGUGACGUGUAACAAAGCGAGCACUGAGAAACAGACGAGGAGCUGCUGUAGAUCUGGCUGAUUAUCAUGAAUGACUGAAGACGACACAGUUUCCUCACACCAGGAGUCAUGCCAUCUUUCAAAAGAAUAUGCCUUUUGCACUGUCACCAAGAAAUGGCUGCUUGCUAUGCUGACGGUUUGUUCUGAUCACAUGUUGAAAAGUCAGAUGUAUUAAAAUCUAAAUUUCUUAUUUGGGAAAAAAAAUGUAUUUUGAGGUUUUUAUGUUAUAAUUUUUUUUUGCCAUUUUACGUGAUCCUCUCCAUGUGAACGAUUUCAAUUAUCUCAAACUGUAUUUGCAUGUGGAGCACUAAGUUGACUGUUGAUUUGUACUGUGUUCCAUUUUAUUAAAAUGUUUCUGCAUUUUAUUAAUUUGAUGAAAA